CGGACGGGGUGGUUGCCCCUCAGGCCAGCCCAGCCAUGCAGUCAGGGUGGCUGCGGACGGUGCCUAGCCCGCUGCUGCUGCCGCUGCUGCUGGUGCUGCUGCUGGUCCCGCCGGCCCUCGGUCAGCACUCGGUGCUGCUGGACGGUGACCUGGUGCUCGGCGGCCUGUUCCCCGUGCACGAGAAGGGUGACGGCACGCCGUGCAGCGCCAAACUGUACAACCGCGGCCUGCAGCGGCUCGAGGCCAUGCUGUUCGCCGUGGACCGCAUCAACAGCGACCGCCGCCUGCUGCCGCACACCACCAUCGGCGUCAACAUCCUGGACACGUGCAGCACCGACACGUACGCGCUCAACCAGUCGCUGGCCUUCAUCAAGGCGCCACUGGACGUCAUGGACACGGUGGCCUUCGAGUGCGCCGACCGGUCCACGCCUCGGCCCAAAUAUCGUUUCAAAUCCGUUAGUGGAGUGGUUGGUGGCUCGUAUAGCACAAUCUCCAUCAACGUCGCCAACUUGUUCAGACUCUUCCGCAUCCCGCAAAUUUCACCAGCUUCCACUGCGCAGGCGUUGAGUGAUAAAACGCGUUAUGAAUUUUUCGCGAGGACAGUGCCACCGGACACGUUUCAGGCCACGGCGUUAGUGGACAUGGUGCAGUUGUUCAACUGGUCUUACGUCAGCACCAUCGCUUCUGAUGGCUAUUACGGUCACAGUGGCAUGGACGCGUUCCACCGCCAGGCUGCCGAGAGGAACAUCUGCAUAGCGGUGGCGGAAAAGGUGCCGCGGGACGCUACGGCCAAAACAUUCGAGAACAUCAUCAUGAACCUGCAGAAGAAGCCGAUGGCGCGGGGAGUGAUCCUAUUCGUCAGAGCCGAAGAUGCAAGGGGCGUGCUGGAGGCGGCGCAGCGCCUGCGGCUGCGCGAGCCGUUCCACUGGAUCGCCAGCGACGGCUGGGGCAAGCAGGAGAGCCUGGUGCAGGGCGUCGAGGAGGUGGCCGAGGGCGCCAUCACCGUGGAGCUGACGUCGCGCCGGGUGGCCGCCUUCGACCGCUACAUGGCCGAGCUGACGCCCGACACGAACCGGCGCAACCCGUGGUUCCGCGACUACUGGCAGGCGUUCUUCGGCUGCUCGCUGGCGCCGGACGCGGCCGAGGACACCGCCUGCGACCCGGCGCUGCGGCUGCGGCCAGAGACCGGCUUCGUCCAGGAGUCCAAGGUGCAGUUCGUCAUUGACGCCGUCUACGCGUUCGCGCACGCUCUCGAGGCACUGCAGCUGAAUGUCUGCGGCGUCAACUUGGCAGUCUGCCAGGAGAUGAGGAAGUAUGACGGAGGCGACUUCUACAAGAAGUACAUCCUCAACGUGUCAUUCACAGACAUGGCUGGAAGUAAAGUGAUGUUUGAUGAACGGGGAGACGGAAUGGCUCGAUACACCAUCUUCAACUAUCAGCGAGACCCAGUCACCGGGCUUCACCAGUAUAAGGUGAUCGGUCAGUGGGAGGGGGAGCUGAACAUGAGCGCCGACAGCGUCCGGUGGAACCGCGGCAUCCACCUGAGAGGACCGACAACCACCGCUCCGGACCCCACCUCUGAUGUCACCACUGACCUGACCAUUGACCUGACCUCUGGCCUUCCGUCCACCACGACCUUAGAUCCUGACACCGGUCAGUCUAAUCCACCUACUGACCUGACCACUGACCUACCCACCACCCCCACCACCGAACUUACCGCUGAUCUAACCUCAGACCUCACCCCUAACCAGACCGAAAACAUCCCUGCCGACAUCCUCUCUAACGUCACCGAAUUGCCUUCGGAGACGACCGAUCCCAGCACGGACGUCCAAUCUGUCUCCAUGACGUCAGAAGCUGCUGUCGAUGUGACGUCACAGGUCGUAGAGAUGGACGGGGACUCGGCUGACCCGGAUGACCUGGUCAAUAGAGUGCCGCUCUCCGUCUGCUCGCUACCCUGUGAAGUCGGAGAGGUCAAGUACAUGCAACAGGGCGAUACGUGCUGCUGGAUGUGUGACAAGUGUGAGCCGUUUGAGUUCAUGAAGGACGAACACACGUGCGAGGACUGUGGUCACGGCCGGUGGCCCUACCCCGACAAGCUCUCCUGCUACGACCUCGAGGUGCAGUACAUGAAGUGGAGCUCACCGCUAGCCAUCGGACCCAUCGCCAUCGCAGUAAUCGGGAUUCUGCUGACGCUGCUGGUGAUAGCGCUGUUCCUGCGGCACGACGAUACACCGAUCGUGAAGGCGUCUGGCCGCGAGCUGAGCUACAUGCUGCUGGCCGGCAUCCUCAUCUGCUACCUCAACACGUUCCUGCUACUCACCAAGCCCAGUCCGGCCGCGUGCGCCCUGCAGCGGGUCGGCGUCGGGCUCGGCUUCGCCUUCAUCUACAGCGCCCUCUUCACCAAGACCAACCGGAUCUCGCGCAUCUUCGACUCGGCGUCGCGCUCUGCCAAGCGUCCGAGCUUCAUCAGCCCCAAGUCCCAGAUCGUGAUCACGACGCUGCUCAUCUCCGUGCAGCUGCUGGCCACGGCCGUGUGGCUGCUGGUCGAGCUGCCCGGCGUGCGCUACGACUACCCGGACCGCGGCCAGGUCAUCCUCAAGUGCCGCAUCAAGGAUUCGUCGUUCCUGGUGUCGCUCGUCUACAACAUGGUGCUGAUCGUCGUGUGCACCGUGUACGCCGUCAAGGCGCGCAAGGUGCCCGAGAACUUCAACGAGACCAAGUUCAUCGCCUUCACCAUGUACACGACGUGCAUCAUCUGGCUGGCGUUUGUGCCCAUCUACUUCGGCACGGGAAACUCGUUCGAGGUUCAGAUCACCACGCUGUGCGUGGCCAUCAGUCUGUCAGCCUCGGUGGCGCUUAUCUGCCUGUACGCGCCCAAGGUCUACAUCAUCGUCUUCCACCCGGAGAAGAACGUGCGGAAGCUGACGAUGAACAGCGCUACCUAUCGAAGAGUGCCGUCAAGUUCGGCGGCACCAUCUCUCAACCACACUUCAGCCACGACCGAGGUGAAGCUGCUGGCGUCCUCGGGGGCCGGCUCCCAGGCCACGGCCACCUCUGUGGUUCCCCAGGAGGACGGCGACCACCGACAGCGGCCCAACAACACGGCGCCCUUAUGAGAGCGGGCCUCGGGCGCGGCCGGCCGUGCGCCGCCGCCGGCGCCGGCCGUGCACGUGGUGGAGAACCCGCUGCCGGCCGAGGAGCCGGCGCUGCGGCGCCGGGUGUCGGCCACCGGCCGCAGCGGCGCCGCCGACUCGGACGGACCGCCCAGCUACGCCUCGGUGGUGGGGCCGGCGCGCGGCGCGCCCGACUGGACGCCAGAGGCGGCCGCCGACUGGCCCGACGAGGACGACUCGACGAGGGCGCACUGCGGCGACUCGCCGCUCUCCAACGGCGUCGAGCCGGCGCUGCUGCCGGCCGCCGACAUUUACUCAGAUGCCAAGGAGUUGGCCAUCUAGGUCGAACUUGGACUGCUACUUCGCAGCAGGAACGAUGCAGGGGAAUUUGGCACAGGAAAGGUCCUUCAUAUGAAAGUUUGUGACUUUGUUCAAGUUUCAGAGAAUGAACUGGAGUGCUACUGGACUGGAAACGAGUGCUAUUGGCAUGUCAAAGCGUGCACACAAGUGCGAUGUCUGUGGAAAUGUGCUGGCUAAGGUUGGGUGUCGAUAAGUGGUUCUGCCGAACUAGAGACGGGUCGGAUUUAAUUAGUGCCCCGCUCUAGGAAUAAGUCCUAUUUUACUGCUUUUUGCCUUGACAGUAUCGAGGUUAUUGAUGAUGGAGGUCGCAUGGGUGAGCCGAUAGUGUAAAGAGGCUAGGCUUGAACGGUGAACGGUUAAAUAUUAUCCUUGCAUUGCCUAUUAUUUGUCAACACGGCUCCUGAAUGUCUUCAUCUCAUGCUGUAUACAUCGACUCUACUCAUUGUGUAUAGUUUUGUUAAACAUACUAUACCUAGAUACAGAUAGUGAAACAUGCGACCGAUCUGCUUAGCUUACCCGGGUCAUAAACGGCGGUCAACGUAGCUGACCUGUGGCCAUUCUCACCUAUCAAUCCAUCGCCUGUUUGAAAAAUGAUUGGCAGAAGCGCACAAAAGUACAUCUUCAACUUAUAAAAAGACUGGAGCCUAACUCCACAAGAACAGAGUAACAGCGGAUCAUAGAAGAGCAUCACAAUGUACUUUAUGACACAUUGGCCCUAUUUUUUUACGCUGUGUACGCAUAUAUUUGUUCAGUCUCUGUAAACUACGCAGGUCUUUUAUUGACGCCCAUACGACUCAGUGAACGAAUACCUAUUGGAGUGCAUCCCUUUCAACGCAAUAGGCUCUUAGUAUUCAUGUGCACUAUAAUUUGUAUGCUUUGCCCUGUGAAGGUGCGUGUGUCUGUGAUAAGUUUAAGUAACUCGUGAGACAUUGCUCUCAAGUCAGUUUUUCAAGUCAGCCAAUAGUCAGUUUUUCAAGGGAGCUUAUAUUUAAAUCUAUCAUGGUUCUUAUUGUCCUCUACGGCAAUAGCGUUUCGGAAGUGUUGUUCUGUGUUUACAUGUGUGCAAGUAGAUGUGACGUUGCUUUCUUGGGUAAUAACAAUCCUACGAUCUCUACCAAUACACCUCUCCGUUUUUAUU
This is a messenger RNA of Amphibalanus amphitrite, 4611 nucleotides long. Its product is annotated as metabotropic glutamate receptor-like. The coding region runs from base 36 to 3116 and encodes 1026 amino acids. The transcript is spliced from 8 exons. Gene Ontology annotation, cellular component: membrane. The record is from RefSeq and is a predicted model, not a curated record. Gene Ontology annotation, molecular function: group II metabotropic glutamate receptor activity. Gene Ontology annotation, biological process: regulation of synaptic transmission, glutamatergic; G protein-coupled glutamate receptor signaling pathway. NCBI's taxonomy places the organism in Eukaryota, Metazoa, Arthropoda, Thecostraca, Balanomorpha, Balanidae.